Messenger RNA from Balaenoptera acutorostrata (minke whale), 6946 nucleotides. RefSeq names its product sorbin and SH3 domain containing 2 (gene SORBS2). NCBI's taxonomy places the organism in Eukaryota, Metazoa, Chordata, Mammalia, Artiodactyla, Balaenopteridae. Gene Ontology annotation, biological process: Notch signaling pathway. Gene Ontology annotation, cellular component: dendrite; synapse; neuronal cell body. Gene Ontology annotation, molecular function: protein binding. The transcript is spliced from 31 exons. The coding region runs from base 773 to 4855 and encodes 1360 amino acids. The record is from RefSeq and is a predicted model, not a curated record.
AGUGUGGCAUAUUCCGCUGAGCUUUACCCUGGAAGAAGCAUUUUUUAAGAAAUCUAUUGAGGGAAGAGAGAAGUAGUGGGCAUGUUAGCAUACAAUUAGUACAGCCAAGCAUGCCUGCCAGCUGCCAUUUGGACGAGCUGUCGACUGCCUUUCCUAGUAGCUGAUUUGAGAACGUGGAAUGCAGAGAGAUAAUGCUGCAUAUCUGCUAUCAGACAGCAGAAAAGGUUUUUGUCUUGGGAAGGCUCGCCUUCCCUGCAAUGUUAUCUCAGCAGCUCUCUAGCUGCUUACCCUGAAAACUAGUGACCCCAGAGGAGGCGUUUUCGUCUGCAAACACAGGUCCUGUGCGUGGCUGUAGCAUAUGAGUGGCAGGUCUGAAGAAGCAGGUGUGUGCUCGGAUGGGCACUGGACUGUAACGCGGGCGGACGCUCUCGGGUUUACCUGCUUCCUGUUAACAGACUGUUGGCUCAGAGAGCAUCUGCCUGCAUGCUGAAGCUGAGGCUGAGAAGGAGGUCCCUGUGUAGCCACUUGACUGACAGAGACACUUGGGUUGGACUUAAUCUUAAACUUCUGGAGUUCAAGACCUUUUAAAAAAGGGCUAAAUAAACAAUCUCCACGUGUAAAAGGCCAAUGACUCCUACCUCUCUUCAGAGCAACUGUUGAACCCGGCUGCCUGUAGAGCCAGAAUAGGACAGACUCAUAUACCAUUCUGAUCUGGGUGCAUUUCUUCAGAAGGAAAACUGAAGACUUUAAUAACAAACCCUCCAAGGUCAAAAUGAACACAGAUAGCGGUGGGUGUGCUCGCAAACGUGCUGCCAUGUCUGUUACAUUAACAUCUGUGAAGAGAGUUCAAAGUUCUCCAAACCUAUUGGCUGCAGGGCGUGAUUCUCAGUCACCAGACUCAGCUUGGAGAUGUUACAAUGAUCGAAAUCAAGAGACACUGAAUGGAGAUGCUACAUAUUCCUCUCUUGCAGCAAAAGGUUUUAGAAGCGUUCGACCAAAUCUACAAGAAAAAAAAUCACCAGCUCAGGCACCCCUUCCACCACCCAGAAAAGAGAGCUUUUGUAGCUCCUUGAUAACCAGUCACACAAAGGGUGACAUUUUAGACCAAUUAGUAACUAACACACAAAUUCCCUCCUGUACAGAGUUCUCUACUAACAAAACACCUCUUCAGGGAACUAUGUAUUCUAAUGAUGAGUCCAGCCAGACAAUUGUAUAUUCUCAAGAAUCUAACACAACUGUGUCGUAUACACAAAAAAUCACUAAUCCACUACCACCACCUUCCAGCACAGGUCCCCCACCAAAAGCUGACAUGAGUACCCCAUUUCUACAAGAGGACUACACGCAAGAUUCUCAGACUCGGAGAAUCUCUACGUUGAAACUAAUCCAUAACCAGGAUCCAGGAAGUAGCAUCCCCUUUAAUCCUCCACAGUUUUCCAAAUCUGUUGAAGUACCCUCAUUUCGCAAAAGGCCUUGCUCACCACCCCCUAACCCAGUGCCUGAGAUACACACAGCAUCUCUUUCCAUUCAGAUAGCUCCCCUUUCAGGACACAAUCCUGAAAGCCACAAACAGCCACCUGAGCUUUCUCCAGAGACUGCAAAGAUACCUCUUCAGCCAGAGAGACAAAAACCUGCAGUUGCUGCGGCCUCUCAGUCCUCAGACUGCCAAGUGCUCGGAAACCAGAACUUCACUGCCAAUGUGCUGGAGAGCCAGAUAACAGUGAAUGGAAACUCUGGCGGCACUGUGAGUCCACUGAGUUACUACCAAAGGCCGUUUUCCCCUUCUGCCUACUCGCUACCAGGCUCACUCAAUUCAAGCAUUAUCAUGCAGCAUGGCCGGUCACUUGAUUCCUCAGAGACAUACCCCCAGCAUGCACAGUCUCUGGACGGCAGCAUGGGCAGCUCGAUACCGCUGUACAGAUCCUCAGAGGAGGAGAAGAGAGUGACAGUCAUCAAAGCACCGCACUACCCGGGGAUCGGGCCGGUGGAUGAAUCCGGAAUCCCCACGGCAAUUAGAACGACAGUUGACAGGCCAAAGGACUGGUACAAGACCAUGUUUAAGCAAAUCCACAUGGUGCACAAGCCAGAUGAUGACACAGACAUGUAUAAUACUCCUUAUACAUAUAAUGCAGGCCUGUACAACUCACCCUACGGUGCUCAGUCACAUCCUGCUGCCAAGACCCAGACCUACAGGCCCCUCUCCAAAAGCCACUCCGACAAUGGCACUGAUGCCUUUAAGGAUGCUUCCUCUCCUGUCCCUCCCCCGCAUGUUCCUCCUCCAGUCCCACCACUUCGACCAAGGGAUCGGUCUUCAACAGAAAAGCAUGACUGGGACCCUCCAGACAGAAAAGUGGACACAAGGAAAUUUCGUUCUGAGCCAAGGAGUAUUUUUGAAUAUGAACCUGGGAAGUCAUCCAUUCUGCAGCAUGAAAGACCACCCCCUCUCCCAACCACUCCGACACCUGUUCCAAGGGACCCUGGCCGGAAGCCUAUUUCUAUGUCACCAUAUGGAGAAGUAACUGGUAGCCCCUCCCCUCCGCCCAGGACCAGCAUUCCCACACCAAGCGCGUGCACCCCGGCUCUCUCUCCCAUCUGGACUGAUCGCAUAAAUCCAGAUGACAUAGAUUUAGAAAAUGAGCCCUGGUAUAAAUUCUUUUCAGAACUGGAGUUUGGACGCCCGCCUCCUAAAAAGGCUCUGGACUAUGUUCAAGAUCAUUCUUCUGGUGUUUCCAAUGAGGCCUCCUUGUAUCAAUCCUCUAUAGACAGGAGCCUGGAAAGACCCACUAGUUCUGCAAGCAUGGCCAGUGACUUUAGGAAAAGGAGGAAGAGUGAGCCUGCGGUGGGGCAGCCGAGGGGCUUGGGGGAUCCAACUGCAAGCAGAACUAGCCCAGGUCGAGCAGACCUCCCAGGAUCAAGCACCACCCUGACAAAGUCCUUCAUUAGUUCUUCUCCUUCUUCCCCAUCAAGAGCAAAAGACCAUGAGUCCCCUAGAAGUUACUCAUCCACACUGACUGAUUUGGGGAGAAGUGCACCAAGGGAAAGAAGAGGAACUCCAGAAAAAGAGAAAUUGCCUGCAAAAGCUGUUUACGAUUUUAAGGCUCAGACAUCCAAGGAGCUGUCAUUUAAGAAAGGAGAUACUGUCUACAUCCUCAGGAGAAUUGAUCAAAACUGGUAUGAGGGAGAGCACCACGGGAGAGUGGGCAUUUUCCCAAUCUCAUACGUAGAGAAACUCACACCUCCUGAAAAAGCACAGCCUGCGAGACCGCCUCCCCCAGCCCAGCCUGGAGAAAUCGGAGAAGCUGUAGCCAAAUACAAUUUCAGCGCUGACACAAAUGUGGAGCUAUCGCUGAGAAAGGGAGAUAGAAUUAUUCUUCUUAAAAGAGUUGAUCAAAACUGGUAUGAAGGUAAAAUUCCAGGAAGCAACAGACAAGGCAUCUUCCCUGUUUCCUAUGUAGAAGUCAUCAAGAAGAAUACAACCAAAGGUGCUGAGGAUUACCCUGACCCUCCAAUACCCCACAGCUAUUCUAGUGAUAGAAUCCACAGCUUAAGUUCAAAUAAGUUGGCUUCCAGCGAACCAGUCCCCCCUCCCUUGCACAAAGCUUCAUGUGGCCCAGAUAAAGGAGCUCUCCAGGGAAUCACCCCGGGGUGGCUGUCCCUGACAGCCAAGUGUCCACUGGUAAAGCCUUUGGCCCCAACACUACCUCCUUUUCUGGACAACAUAUUGGACGAAUUAGAGAAGCUUGGUGCUUUAGUUUUACCUGCUGACCAAGCCAAACCAAAUACCCCAGAGGAGAUCACCCUUGAAAUUAAGGAGGACCCCUCUGUUGCCCUCCCAUUGCCGCCAGCAUCUGCACCUGCCAAGCCACCCUCCUCUCUGCUACCUCUCCCCCGCUUGGGUGUGACCUCAGCUGCAACCCAGCCCCCUGAGGCAGCGCCGCUUCAGGAUUCCAGAAAGACACCUCAAAACCAGCUUGCAGAUCUGACAACAAUGAGAAAGGGUUCUGCAGGCCCUGAAAAAGUACCUGAGGUCCUAGGUGAUAAGUUUGUGACCUCUGCACACGCUAGUGUGGGUCCCUUGCCCCAAACCCUCCCCGUCAUUGGAGAAGAAGAUGAGGACAUCUAUGAGGGGGUCAUGGCAGGUAUCCGAAGAGGGCCAGAGUCUCAAGAACCAGAUGCCUUGUGGUGUGGCCAUGAUGGCACAGAGGUGACACCACUCCUGCACAUAGAAGAGGAGGAAGAGGAGAGGGAAGCUGACCGCUUAAAAUUUCCAAUAGCAAUGCCCACAGGCCCUAGGAGCCCUAAGGAAGACAGCGAUGCAGCAAAAACCAGUGAAGAGCCAUCUUCAUUUUCUUCGGGAGAUCGAACAUCUACAUCCUUUCCCAGCUCUCUGCUUUCCUCCCUUCCCUUUCAUUCCUCCUUGGCCACUGUCUCUGACCUGGUCCCCACACUUUCUCAGCCUACCCAGCCCUACUCAUCUCCGCUCCUCCCUAAAUACUCUUAUCAACAGGAGAUAAGCUCACCAAAAUUAAAGGCUGAUUUAAAAAGCGAUCUACUUGUCUUGGGUAAGCCUCCGCGUAGCCCAGUGAUGUCCUGGAGAUCCUGCAGCUCACCAGUCAGAGGGCUCAGCGGUUCCCACAGGCCACAGCGUCCUGUGUUUACUCAUGAAAACAUUCAAGGUGGGGGGGAACCGUUUCAGGCUCUGUAUAACUAUACUCCUAGGAAUGAAGAUGAGCUGGAGCUCAGAGAAAGUGAUGUCAUCGAUGUGAUGGAAAAAUGUGAUGAUGGAUGGUUUGUGGGAACCUCAAGAAGAACCAAAUUCUUUGGUACUUUUCCCGGGAACUAUGUCAAGAGGCUGUGAAUCACUCUCUCCAUUAUUUAUGCUGCAUUUCAGCACCACAUCUGCAUAACCUUGCCUGAAAGAUCUCCACAGGCCUCCUGCUGUUAUGCCUUCUGGUUUCCAAUAGAAGUCACCCACCAUCACCAUCUCCAUCUGCCACCAAACCACCAGCAAUGGAACUGCUGCUGCAGUGGGGAGACUGGAGGAUUUGCUUCCGUGUGAAAGUGCAUAUUCCUGCCGUCCGCUCUAAACUUUGAAAAGUCAAUAUGCGGCAUCAGAAAGAAAAUCAUUAUACUUAAUAAGGGUUGAGUAGUUGAGGCAAAAAAGUAAGUGUCUCAAGGAGGCUCUCUUGUCCACUUUGAAAGAUGUUCUCCCCUCAGGCAACCAGAAGAUUGUUUAUUACUACUUGCUGGGGUUUGCAUUUUCACCUUCUUAGCUUGGCAGUAUAUUUUCCUUUCACGAGUUUGCCUAGUGUCCUGGUUUACACGAUAUGACAACUGUACUUCAGCUAUUGUUUGCCUGCACUUAUAUGUUGUAAUAUGCACAGUGAUUACAAAAUCUAAAGCGAGAGUAGGAAAGUUAAUUCGAAUGAGUGUGAUUUUGUUGAAUUGAACGUGAGUUUCAAAUAGGAGUCUUCUCCUGCAGGAUUUUUUUUUUUUUUUUGUACUUUUUAGAAGUGCAAACAAUAAGUGAAUAAGAGCCUUUGGUAAUAAUCAGGAGAAUACAGGAGGUUUAGCUAGAUUACAGAAAACUAUUGUGUUGUAAAGUUGCAUUGCUAUUUUAUAUUAAAAUGUAAUAAUCAGCAUCAUGAACAAUGAGCUCUUAGUGUUUUAUUUAUCUGAUAAAAGUUAAAUAAAAGCAGUGUUAGUGAGAGGUGCAAAGAAUCAUUCUAACAUAGACACUUGAAAGCAUCUGUAAGCAAUAUUCAUAGGUAGGAUUUCACUGCGUGUACACAUACACAUUUGAGAUUUUAUGAGAACAGACAAUCCAUAAGAUAUGUACAUUUUAUGGAAAUGUAAAAGAAUCUCACAUAUUAUUUUAUAGAAAUAGAGUACUUCAGAAGCAUCACAAGUAUUAAGGCUGGUUUUAGUAAGGAUUAUGAUCAGUACAAUUAUUUUUACUAUGAUAAUUAUUUUUCUUCUCUGGAACUCAGAAUCCUGGCUACAUUUGAGGACAGGAAUAUGUUGAGCCUGAUUUUCCUAGUGUGUGUAAAAUAUUUCCUCAGAAUACAUGAGGCACUUUUUAGAGGCAAUGUUAAAUCAUUCAGGUUAAAUUUUCUGCCCUGAAGUAGAAACCUUGAAGAUGAUAUUGGGACCUGAAAGAUUUAAUGUGGUUAACAGUGCCUGAAUUACACAUACCCCGAGAACUAGCUUUGUAUUUCUUAUGACUUUGCAUAAGAACUAUUCAUAUUUGGAUCUUGAGCACCUUAUAGACAAAACUUUUUAUGGCAUUUCUUCUGUGAACAGUGGUUGAUCUUUUCACAAUGCAUGUAGACUCUAGAAUUUUGUACAUAUGUUUGCUCAUUUUUUGUAUGGACUAUUUAGUUGUUGAGAAAACAGGGGAAUUUCCUAAUUUGGUCUUUAUCCUUCCUUUAAACUAAGCUAAAACACUUUCAACAGAUUACCCUUUACAUCUCCCACAAAUCAUCAUUAUGCCUUGACAGUGCAAUUCUGUAAGACAGCACUUCUGCAAAAGUUUAUGAACAUAAAACAUCUUAGCAGCCAAACUGAAAUGUAUAUAAAUACUGAUUAGAGAGGAAUUCCAUUAGAAAGAAGGUAAAGAAACAUCUUUGAGUAGCCUUGAUUACUACCUUGAUUACUGUCAAGUUCACAGCCAGCUUUAUAUUUUAAAGGCUUUGGGUUUGAAAUUAGGUCAACUGCAUGCAGCUUUGCUGAUAAAUGAAUAAUUACCUUUGAUGCCAUUUAUGAGAAAAAAUUCAAUAUCUGUUGCCUGUCAUAUUUAAGAAAAAUUAAUGUUUCUAUUCUCUGUAUCUGAUUUUAAAAGGAAAAAUAUUCAUACCUAGCUUUUAGGUAAUUGACUUUGAAUUCUUACAAGCAAAGGUCAUUGUGUUUUUCUUGAAUAGACAUCUAAUAAAUUUUGCUUGGAAGUAUA